GAGGGAAGAAGAAAACAAUCAACAUCGAAGGAAGACGCUCGAAACAUCUGAAGUGAUGAAUAAUUGCGACACGUUAACGAAUCGCAGACGGACUUAAUCAGCCAGAUUGCAUUUUUUUCAAUUAUUUCUCCAAUUGUUAAGUAAUCAAUAUUUAUAAUUAAUUCGAUAUAAUACCGAAAAGAGAAGCGAAACUAUGGCGACAGACGAGAAUGGUAAAGAAACAGCUAGCCCACAAGAACAAGUUAAUAACCAAAAUACAAUAACAACUCAUCAGAGUAUAGAAAAUGAAACAGUUAGUUUAUCUGGAGAAAAUGCAACUACAUCAUUGAAAUUACAUAUGGAUUCCGAAGCAAAUAUGUCAGGACUUACUACUGCAUCAGAAGUUAAAGUUGAAGCUAGUUCAGUCGAAAAACCCAUUGAAAAUAAUGAAGACAAAGAAAUGGUUGAUUUCAAGAUAGUGUUUAAUAAACAAAAAUAUGAUAUUUCUUUUCCAUUGGAUGACACAGUAGCUUCAUUGAAAUUAAAAGUGGAAAAACUUACAAGGGUUCCUUCCUCAAUGCAGAAACUUAUGUAUAAAGGUCUUGCUAAAGAUGAUCAAACAUUGAGAGCUUUAGGAGUAGUGAAAGGAGCUAAAAUUAUGGUGGUUGGUUCUACUCUGGAUGAUGUUUUAGCUGUGAACACUCCUGGAGAGCAAGUGUUAAAAGAAGAAAAGCCUUCAGCUGCAGAAAAGGAACCAUUAUGUAGGCAAAAGCUUCACAAAAGAAUUAUUGAUAAAGGUGUCCCUGAAGAUGCUAUGCCUGGUAUAAGAAAUGCUAAGGAUAGUUUACCGCCAUUUCCCCUUUCUGGAAUGGUAAAUAAAUCUGGAGGAAAAGUACGACUGACUUUUAAAUUAGAAGUUGAUCAAUUGUGGAUAGGAACAAAAGAAAGAACAGAUAAAAUUCCAAUGAAUUCCAUUAAAAAUGUAGUCAGUGAAGCUAUUGAAGGACAUGAAGAAUAUCACUUAAUGGGCAUCCAACUUGGUCCCACCGAAGCUUCCCGAUAUUGGAUUUACUGGGUUCCAGUGCAAUAUAUUGAUGCUAUAAAAGAUGCAAUAUUAGGAAAAUGGCAGUAUUUUUGAUGGUUUUAUGUAAUACUUGUACAGUUUAGGAACACAAUUUUUAUACUGUGAAAUAAAGCCCUAAUUGGCAAUGCUCAAAUAACAGUUUAUCACUUUUUACAUUUUAAAUUAUAAAAUGUUGUUAUGUAUAAUUUGGAUUGUUUGUAUAUCAAAAUGUUAUUAAUACAGUGAUUUAGCAAUGAAGCUUACCGACUUUCAAAUUUAUAACUUUAAAACACUGAAUAUAUAAUCUUUAAUUUUGACUUGGCUAAAAUAUUUUUUAAUGUUAUUGAUAUUGCCGAUAUUAUUUAUCAAUUGCAAUAUGAAUUAAAUCUUAUAUCUUCAUCAGACCAUU
This is a messenger RNA of Centruroides sculpturatus (bark scorpion), 1451 nucleotides long. RefSeq names its product ubiquitin domain-containing protein UBFD1-like. Gene Ontology annotation, molecular function: cadherin binding; RNA binding. The record is from RefSeq and is a predicted model, not a curated record. The transcript has 10 exons. The coding region runs from base 194 to 1117 and encodes 307 amino acids. Lineage: Eukaryota; Metazoa; Arthropoda; Arachnida; Scorpiones; Buthidae.